Talaromyces marneffei is the source of this 216-nucleotide messenger RNA. RefSeq lists its product as uncharacterized. The transcript has 3 exons. The coding region runs from base 1 to 216 and encodes 71 amino acids. NCBI's taxonomy places the organism in Eukaryota, Fungi, Ascomycota, Eurotiomycetes, Eurotiales, Trichocomaceae. The record is from RefSeq and is a predicted model, not a curated record.
AUGAACAUUGAACCAAAGAUGUGUCGCUGGAGUGAGGUUCUCUACGCCUGUGGACAUAUCAGGCGCAUCGAACGUAUAACCAGAUGCCAUCCUCGCGCAACCUGUGCGAUAGAUACGCAAAACCCUCGGCAGGUCGUCAUCACCCAGAUGUUGGACUAUUACUGUGAUGAAUGCUCAUAUCCAUCACCGCCGAGUAGCGAGGACGGCUUUUAUUGA